Candidozyma pseudohaemuli is the source of this 1812-nucleotide messenger RNA. RefSeq names its product ATP phosphoribosyltransferase. The transcript has 2 exons. The record is from RefSeq and is a predicted model, not a curated record. Gene Ontology annotation, cellular component: endoplasmic reticulum; membrane; lipid droplet. The coding region runs from base 1 to 1812 and encodes 603 amino acids. Gene Ontology annotation, molecular function: ATP phosphoribosyltransferase activity; ditrans,polycis-polyprenyl diphosphate synthase [(2E,6E)-farnesyl diphosphate specific] activity; magnesium ion binding. Gene Ontology annotation, biological process: L-histidine biosynthetic process. Lineage: Eukaryota; Fungi; Ascomycota; Pichiomycetes; Serinales; Metschnikowiaceae.
AUGUCCGAGUGGAUUUCGACAUUUCCCGGUUACACACUGGUGGUAUCCCGUGUGAAAAAGACCGUCGGCAGCAUUAUCAGAACCGGCCCGACUCCUCGCCAUGUAGGUGUCAUUAUGGAUGGUAACCGAAGAUACGCCAAAAACCACAAAAUCGAGCUCAAAGAGGGCCACAACUUGGGCUUCGACUCGAUGGCAAAUAUCCUCGAGCUUCUAUACGAAUCUGGUGUCGAAUGUGCCACAGUUUACGCCUUUUCCAUCGAGAAUUUCAAAAGGCUGCGUUAUGAGGUUGAGUGGUUGAUGGACUUGGCCAGGUCCAAGUUCCAGCAAAUAAGCCAGCAGGGUGAGCUUUGUGAGAAGUACGGCAUCAAAAUCAGAAUCUUGGGUAACGUUGCUCUAUUGCCGCAAGACGUUCAAAAGAUAUUAGCAGAAACAGAAGAAAUCACGAAAGACAACACCCGAGCAGUCUUGAACGUUUGUUUUCCGUACACGUCGAGAGAUGAAAUGACUAAUUCGGUGAAGAAGAUCGUUACCCAGGCGGUCAAAGAUACCUCAGUUUUCAUCGAUGAGUCUACUAUCGACGACUUCUUGUACACUUCGGAGUCUCCUCCGUUGGAUAUCUUGGUCCGCACAAGUGGAACCUACAGGCUAUCGGACUUUUUAUUGUGGCAAGCGGUGCCCUCAUCGUGUGCCAUCAUGUUCAGCAAUAAGUUAUGGCCCGACUUUACUGCUUGGGACAUGAUUAAGAUGCUACUCACGUGGAGCUUCAAUGUCUACUGGUACGGAAGUGGUAACGGUAACCCAAGCUCUGCAUCCAUGAAGCAAGAACUCACAUCAGAAUCACACGCCAAGGCGGAGAUUGAACUUUCUCCUCUGCCUGGCUUGUCUUCCUCCACAACUGCAUACGAGCGUUUCCAGGACAACUCCAGCGAUAGCGAUCGUGACUCGCUAGUGAAGUCGGAUAUCGAGAACAAUACUUCCAAUCUGUCGAUGACUUCAGAUGUCGCCAAACGCUCCAACAGAUUGGAUAUUGCUCUUUCAACCAACUUACCCAUCGCUCUUAUCUUCCUUCCGGCCGCUGAUAUUCCUACUUUCGUCGGCGAGGGUAAAUGUGACUUGGGAAUCACAGGUUUAGAUCAGGUCAAGGAAGCCGAUAUGUUGAAGUCAGUUGAGCUCUUGUUGGAUUUGCAAUUCGGCAAGUGUAAAUUGCAGGUCCAGGUCCCUGAGAUUGGAUCUUACGAUGAGCCAGAGCAGUUGCUUGGAAAGAAGAUCGUCACAUCAUUCACAAGGCUAGCUAGCAAUUACUUUGCCGAGAUCGAGAAGGUCCAUGGCAUGGAAGAAGGAAGCACGAAAAUUACCUACGUCGGUGGUUCCGUGGAAGCAUCUUGUGCAUUGGGCGUCGGUGAUGCCAUCGUUGACUUGGUGGAGUCUGGAGAGACAAUGAAGGCUGCUGGUUUGAAACCUAUCGCUACUGUCUUGGACACCUCGGCUCACUUGAUUGUGUCCAAAAAGCCUCGUUUCCCUGACUUGGUGAAAAUCAUUCACCAAAGAUUUGAAGGUAUCUUGGCUGCUCAAAGAUUUGUCUUGUGUACCUACAAUGCUCCAAGAUCCAUAGUCCCUGAGGUUUUGAAAAUUACUCCAGGCAGAAGAGCUGCUACUAUCUCAGCUUUGGAAAACCGCGAGGAGACGGAUGAGCCAUGGGUUGCAAUUUCGUCCAUGGUCGAAAAGGCUAGAAUCAGUGAUGUUAUGGACGACUUGAAAAAAUGUGGUGGUACUGAUAUCUUGGUAUUUGAUAUCAACAACUGCAGAGUAUAG